AUGUGUGUGAAGCAUGUGAACCUCCCCUCAUAUCCCACUGCUCUGAGUUCCUGUGAAUGGGCUUGGACACUGCCACGCCCCCUUCUGCCCAACAGCUCAUGCACUGCCGAGGACAACACACCACGUCGCAUCGCGCCACUCGUCUCUGCAAGCAACUUCAGUGGAUACACUAACAAAGUAGAGAGAGAGCGGGGAGUCGAGAGCGGGGAGUCGAGAGCGGGGAGUCGAGAGCGGGGAGUCGAGAGCGGGGAGUCGAGAGCGGGGAGUCGAGAGCGGGGAGUCGAGAGCGGGGAGUCGAGAGCGGGGAGUCGAGAGCGGGGAGUCGAGAGCGGGGAGUCGAGAGCGGGGAGUCGAGAGCGGGGAGUCGAGAGCGGGGAGUCGAGAGCGGGGAGUCGAGAGCGGGGAGUCGAGAGCGGGGAGUCGAGAGCGGGGAGUCGAGAGCGGGGAGUCGAGAGCGGGGAGUCGAGAGCGGGGAGUCGAGAGCGGGGAGUCGAGAGCGGGGAGUCGAGAGCGGGGAGUCGAGAGCGGGGAGUCGAGAGCGGGGAGUCGAGAGCGGGGAGUCGAGAGCGGGGAGUCGAGAGCGGGGAGUCGAGAGCGGGGAGUCGAGAGCGGGGAGUCGAGAGCGGGGAGUCGAGAGCGGGGAGUCGAGAGCGGGGAGUCGAGAGCGGGGAGUCGAGAGCGGGGAGUCGAGAGCGGGGAGUCGAGAGCGGGGAGUCGAGAGCGGGGAGUCGAGAGCGGGGAGUCGAGAGCGGGGAGUCGAGAGCGGGGAGUCGAGAGCGGGGAGUCGAGAGCGGGGAGUCGAGAGCGGGGAGUCGAGAGCGGGGAGUCGAGAGCGGGGAGUCGAGAGCGGGGAGUCGAGAGCGGGGAGUCGAGAGCGGGGAGUCGAGAGCGGGGAGUCGAGAGCGGGGAGUCGAGAGCGGGGAGUCGAGAGCGGGGAGUCGAGAGCGGGGAGUCGAGAGCGGGGAGUCGAGAGCGGGGAGUCGAGAGCGGGGAGUCGAGAGCGGGGAGUCGAGAGCGGGGAGUCGAGAGCGGGGAGUCGAGAGCGGGGAGUCGAGAGCGGGGAGUCGAGAGCGGGGAGUCGAGAGCGGGGAGUCGAGAGCGGGGAGUCGAGAGCGGGGAGUCGAGAGCGGGGAGUCGAGAGCGGGGAGUCGAGAGCGGGGAGUCGAGAGCGGGGAGUCGAGAGCGGGGAGUCGAGAGCGGGGAGUCGAGAGCGGGGAGUCGAGAGCGGGGAGUCGAGAGCGGGGAGUCGAGAGCGGGGAGUCGAGAGCGGGGAGUCGAGAGCGGGGAGUCGAGAGCGGGGAGUCGAGAGCGGGGAGUCGAGAGCGGGGAGUCGAGAGCGGGGAGUCGAGAGCGGGGAGUCGAGAGCGGGGAGUCGAGAGCGGGGAGUCGAGAGCGGGGAGUCGAGAGCGGGGAGUCGAGAGCGGGGAGUCGAGAGCGGGGAGUCGAGAGCGGGGAGUCGAGAGCGGGGAGUCGAGAGCGGGGAGUCGAGAGCGGGGAGUCGAGAGCGGGGAGUCGAGAGCGGGGAGUCGAGAGCGGGGAGUCGAGAGCGGGGAGUCGAGAGCGGGGAGUCGAGAGCGGGGAGUCGAGAGCGGGGAGUCGAGAGCGGGGAGUCGAGAGCGGGGAGUCGAGAGCGGGGAGUCGAGAGCGGGGAGUCGAGAGCGGGGAGUCGAGAGCGGGGAGUCGAGAGCGGGGAGUCGAGAGCGGGGAGUCGAGAGCGGGGAGUCGAGAGCGGGGAGUCGAGAGCGGGGAGUCGAGAGCGGGGAGUCGAGAGCGGGGAGUCGAGAGCGGGGAGUCGAGAGCGGGGAGUCGAGAGCGGGGAGUCGAGAGCGGGGAGUCGAGAGCGGGGAGUCGAGAGCGGGGAGUCGAGAGCGGGGAGUCGAGAGCGGGGAGUCGAGAGCGGGGAGUCGAGAGCGGGGAGUCGAGAGCGGGGAGUCGAGAGCGGGGAGUCGAGAGCGGGGAGUCGAGAGCGGGGAGUCGAGAGCGGGGAGUCGAGAGCGGGGAGUCGAGAGCGGGGAGUCGAGAGCGGGGAGUCGAGAGCGGGGAGUCGAGAGCGGGGAGUCGAGAGCGGGGAGUCGAGAGCGGGGAGUCGAGAGCGGGGAGUCGAGAGCGGGGAGUCGAGAGCGGGGAGUCGAGAGCGGGGAGUCGAGAGCGGGGAGUCGAGAGCGGGGAGUCGAGAGCGGGGAGUCGAGAGCGGGGAGUCGAGAGCGGGGAGUCGAGAGCGGGGAGUCGAGAGCGGGGAGUCGAGAGCGGGGAGUCGAGAGCGGGGAGUCGAGAGCGGGGAGUCGAGAGCGGGGAGUCGAGAGCGGGGAGUCGAGAGCGGGGAGUCGAGAGCGGGGAGUCGAGAGCGGGGAGUCGAGAGCGGGGAGUCGAGAGCGGGGAGUCGAGAGCGGGGAGUCGAGAGCGGGGAGUCGAGAGCGGGGAGUCGAGAGCGGGGAGUCGAGAGCGGGGAGUCGAGAGCGGGGAGUCGAGAGCGGGGAGUCGAGAGCGGGGAGUCGAGAGCGGGGAGUCGAGAGCGGGGAGUCGAGAGCGGGGAGUCGAGAGCGGGGAGUCGAGAGCGGGGAGUCGAGAGCGGGGAGUCGAGAGCGGGGAGUCGAGAGCGGGGAGUCGAGAGAGAUGAGUAAAGAAGUAACUGUUGUUAAAGAUGUGCAAGCUAUUAACACUGCUUGGCACAAGCUGUCAAUUGAAGAAUGCUAA
This is a messenger RNA of Schistocerca gregaria, 2694 nucleotides long. RefSeq lists its product as uncharacterized. Lineage: Eukaryota; Metazoa; Arthropoda; Insecta; Orthoptera; Acrididae. The record is from RefSeq and is a predicted model, not a curated record. The transcript is spliced from 3 exons. Bases 1 to 2694 code for a protein of 897 amino acids.